Messenger RNA from Callorhinchus milii (elephant shark), 6668 nucleotides. RefSeq names its product zinc finger protein 335 (gene znf335). Gene Ontology annotation, biological process: regulation of gene expression; positive regulation of neurogenesis; brain development. Bases 649 to 4533 code for a protein of 1294 amino acids. The transcript is spliced from 28 exons. The record is from RefSeq and is a predicted model, not a curated record. Lineage: Eukaryota; Metazoa; Chordata; Chondrichthyes; Chimaeriformes; Callorhinchidae. Gene Ontology annotation, molecular function: RNA polymerase II cis-regulatory region sequence-specific DNA binding. Gene Ontology annotation, cellular component: nucleus.
UUUCAAGCUUUAUUUGAACUUAUUCAAUUAUUAAAUGAAAUGGUAAAUUUGAAUGCUGGGGUUUAGAGAUGAGGGAACGAAAAGUUUCAAGAUCCUCACUCACAUAGAAAUCACUUCAUGACCUGGUACAACCCUUACCUCUCUGACCUGGUUACGUCCCAGUCCCCUUACCCGCCGCGCUUUGCUCAGCUGGCUCCGGCUUCCUCAUCUCCUCUGCUUUACCCUCAGUGACUGUUUUCAGCCAGUGUGCCCUGAGACUCUAGAACUUUCUGCCUCAAUCUCUGUACCUUGCCCAACUUUGGAUCACACAUGAAAACCUUCCUCUGACUGUUCGUAUGGUCACCUUCUCCCUGGCUCAGCAUCAAGCUCUGCUACUAUUAAGCACUCACGCUACUGGUGUAAAGGAUGCUAUAUAAUUGCACGUUGUUUAUUAAAUACUGUACAGACAAUUGAACCAUUUUAUUUCCAAAAGAAAACUAUUCAAAACAUUUCCCAGACAAUUAGAAGGAUGCAAUUGAUGGAUGGAAGGAGAGCCCAGUGUUCCAGUUUGCAGGGAUUGUCAGCAGAGUGAAGGUGGUCACAAGCAUACAUUCUGCAGAGUCCAGCUCAGGAGAUUUGUAUAGCAGACUGUUCCCACCAGGAGGUGCAAUGGAUCUGGAGGAGAACGCAGUACAGAGCAGCAGUGAUGCUGCUCCCCUGGGUCAGGAGGUACCCUCUGAGAGCGGAAUGGUGGUGGAGACUUCGGAAGCAGUAUCAGCGGACAGCAGCGACACAGUAACAACCCCAGGCAUGGUGUCCCAGCCCGAUAACAGUUCGGGAGUUGACUCUGGUGUCGGCCAGAGCUGCGAAGAGUCUAUGGAGUUGGUUCCUGAGACCAGCUCGAGCACUGAUGUCAUUACCAUAGCCAAUCUUCCAGACUCUUCUUCAGUUGCUCAGUCUACCAUUGUUUCCAGUGUUUCGACUGUCACACAGUCCAUCAUAGUGUCCGAAUCUGCUCAGGUGCUGGUCCACUCCAGCGUAGUGUCAGACGGAACCAUGAUAGUGUCAGACUCAACUGCGUCCACCUCUUCAGACCUCGGAUCAGCUAUUGACAAAAUUAUAGAGUCUACGAUUGGACCUGACAUCUUGCAAAGUUGCAUCGCUGUGACCAGUGCCGGGGAUGAAGGAGCUGAAACCACUCAGUAUCAUGUCCUACCAGGCCCGGAUGAUGAUGGCCCCAUUGACUCUCAGAUGUCUGACUCACAGAUGUCGAACUCCAGGCUUUCCAACAUGUCAGCAGAGGGGCUGGCAGAAGGACCCACAUCUACCUGUGCAGAACACCUUGAGCAGCAUGACCUGGCUAAUCUGGAAGACAUGAUGGAGGUAGUGGUGGUUCAGCAGUUCAAGUGUAAAAUGUGUCCGUACAAGAGCAUUUCCAAGGACAACCUGAUCAAUCACAUGAAAGAUCGGCAUCUAACUAAUGGAGGUUUUCUAUGCAAAAAGCGAGGUAGAGGGCGGCCAAGAAAGCAGAACACAUCUCCAAGGCCAGAGGAAAACAAAACUGAGGAGCUGGAACAAGAGGAAGAAGAUGAUGACAUUGUGGAUGCUGGAGCCAUUGAUGACCGUGAGGCUGACAGUGAUUACAACCCAGCAGAGGAUGAGACACGUGGCAGACAGCCCAAUUACCACCGCAACGUCACAACCUCGACCAGCGAUAGGCCUCGGAGACGUCCCGGACGACCUCGCAAGGUCACGCGGGCAGAGAUCUCUGGGACUGAAGGAGCAGAAGUGGAAGCACUGGUCACCUCUCAGUGUAAUUCAACAGAACUACAGAGUUGUGAGGCAGCCAGUUCGACUGCCCAGGAGAUUGUGGACCCAGCAGGAGCCAGUGAGAUAGUAGCAGAGUCUGGGAUCAGCCAGUCAGAUUCUGAGAACAAAGACCCUUCGUCUAACACUGGAGAGUCUUCUUUUAAGUCCUUAAGAAGACGAGGUCGCCCACCCAAACGGUUCGGCAGAAGGAAAUAUAGAGGAUAUUUGGGACGAAGGUACAGCUACUACCGGUCGAGCAAGCCUUUGAUGAGACCACACCACUGCCGCAUCUGCGGCUCCCGUUUCUUGACCCAAGAAGAUUUGAGGUUCCAUGUCGAUUCGCAUGAAGGGAAUGAUCCAGAACGCUUCAAAUGCCUGCAGUGCAGCUAUAGAAGCAAGCGUUGGUCUUCGCUCAAGGAGCACAUGUUUAAUCAUGUUGGAACAAAGCCAUACAAAUGUGAGGAAUGUGACUAUACAAGUGUGUACAAGAAGGAUGUCCUCAGGCACUCUUCAGUCCACACCAAGGAGAGAAAGAGGAAAGCUGACUUGGUGCCCAAGGUGAGCGCCUAUCUUUGUCCGGUGUGUAACCGUGUCUAUCCCAUGCAGAAGAGACUGACCCAGCAUUUGAAAACCCACAGUGCAGAGAAACCGCACAUGUGUGACAAGUGUGGAAAAUCUUUUAAGAAGAGAUACACAUUCAAAAUGCAUUUAUUAACUCACAUUCAAACUCUUGGGAACAGCAGAUUUAAAUGCGAAUUCUGUGACUACAUCUGUGAGAACAAAAAGAUGCUCCUGAAUCAUCAGCUAUCGCACACCACAGAUAAACCCUUUAAAUGUGAUUACUGUAAAUAUUCUACCACAAAAGAGGAUUUCCUUGUAUCCCAUGUUGCCAUUAAGCACACUGGUGAGAAGCCGUUCUCGUGUGACCUCUGUCACUUCAACACCAAACACAAGAAGAACCUGCGGCUGCACGUUCAGUGCCGGCACCUGGAGCAUUAUGAGGACUGGGGGAAGUCGCAUCCUGAAGAGCCGCCCAGAGGGCGCCGUCCCUUCUUCACUCUGCAGCAAAUUGAAGAAUUGAAACAGCAGCAUGAUCAGCUGCAGUCUACGCAGGACAGCAUUCGAGAUGCCAUUGUUCCCCUGACCUACCAGACAGUUCCAGCAUCUGUGGUUAACCCGGAUUCUUUAGGAACCGCUACUAUUAUUUAUGAACAAGGUACGAACGAAUCCUCUGAAAUUGCAGCACAGAAUGCACUGGACCUACUGCUGAACAUGAGUACCCCGAGAGAGCUGGUCAGCAACUCUAUGCAGGUGGCAGUGUUGAAGUCUGAUGGUACAGCCCAGGAUCCGUCCUCCCAAGAAUCACAGAAUCCGGAGGAGGAGCCGUUUGCAAUGUCACCGCAACACAUGGUCGUCACUUUGCAUGUGGAUGAACAAAGUGAGACUGUGGUUCAGGAAGCCUACGAAACCACAACUAUUGACGCUUCUGAAAUCCCACAGGUCCCCAUCAACCCCUUCACCAAUGGCACAGAGUAUAACAUUGUAACUCAAGGAAGUGAAGAAAUUCAGCAGGACACUGCCGUUUACAGUGGUUCAGAUGGCAGUGAAGAUGUGGCUCACACUGUGGUGGUGAGUGGCGACACAUUAAAACAAUACCAUGGCCAUUUUAUCAUGACCACAGACCUUCAGGGGAAUCAGUUCCAACAGAUUGAGUUCACUGGUGAGGUUGGGUCUCCUCCAAUUAAUUCGAAUUUGCAGUCAUCGCUGAAAAAGUUUUCGUGUAAAAUCUGCACUGCUUCUUUCCAUGGCCGAGCGGAGAUGGAGAGUCAUAAACGAGCACAUGCAGGGGAGCAGGGCUUCAAAUGCCUUGACUGCAACUUUGUGGCCAGCACCUGGCCAGAGGUCCGAAAUCAUAUGGUACAGCAUGCCAAUCUGCGGCCUCACAAAUGUAACCAGUGUAGUUUUGCCUCCAAGAAUAAGAAAGAUCUUCGACGUCAUCUACUCACACACACAAAUGAGAAGCCUUUUGCCUGUGACAUCUGCGGCCAGAGGUUUAAUCGAAAUGGACACUUGAAGUUUCACAUUGAGCGGUUGCACAAUUCCGACUCUGUGCAGAAGAAGGUGCGACAACAGGCUGUCGUUAUGAGCAGUGAUGACGAAACAAUAGCUAUGCAGACAGACCCUGGUGUGAUUAUACAAGACAGACUGCAGCAGGCAUUAUCUGAGGAUCAUAUUAUAGUAUCCCAGGAACAGUCCAUCAUUGACCAGGAUGAAACCACAUACAUCCAGCACAUAACAUCUGAUGGACAGACAGUUGAACACUUAGUUACAGCAGAUAACCAGGUGCAAUAUAUCAUUUCACAGGACGGCGUACAACACUUUGUUCCGCAGGAGUAUGUGGUCGUCCCUGAAGGUCAUCAUAUACAGGUACAGGAUGGUCAGAUCCACCAUAUACAAUAUGAAACAGAUCCCCAGGUGCACCAAGCAUUGCAAGGACAACAGAUUGCAGUGAGCCAUGAUGGACAGAUCCAAUAUCUGCCAAUCACUGACCAGCAGAUUGUCACCCAAGCAGAGUUGGAGGCUGCUGCUCACUCUGCAGUAACAGCUGUAGCAGAUGCUGCGAUGGCUCAGGUCCAGGGGAUAUAUACGACAGAGGCCACAGAAGAUCAGAUUGAACAGCUUCAGCAACAGGCAAUCCAAUAUGAGAUGGCUCAUGCUGAAGUCAUUGCAUACUCAGAGGACUAACUGCGUGCAAAGUGGCAGUCAGAAGCGAAGACUAAGCACUUUUCAAUGUAAAAGGGGGGAGCUGAGGCUACAAGAAAGACAAGUGACUGAUUUCCCCCCCCUUGCUCUGCCUUAGAACCAUAUAUUUGGUUUGCUUCUUAGAUUUUCCUCAACACCUCUUGCAUGUGGUGAACAGAAGAAAAGCUGAUUUGUACAUUUUGCUUUUUUUUUUGUGUCUCCUCUUCCUUGUUGACGUGACUUUCACAGCGAUCUAUAAUUGGCCCAGUAAAUAAACUUGGUACUGAACCCUGACAAACAGCCAGAAAAGCAAAUUGCCUUUUUGUUUGUUUGUUUGUUACUGGAAGGUUAGAGUUUAAUACAUGAUGGCAAAGUGAUGAGAUUUCAGCAUCUGAAGAAUUAAUUCCUAACAGAUCUACACAUGGCUAUAUUUAUGUAUAUUUCUAAUAUAUACAAGAGUAUUUUAUAUAUUAUAUAAAUAUAAUGUGCGUGUGUGUAUAAAGAAAAAGCAGUGAUCCAACUGAAUGAUUUAGAUAUCUGCAUUCUGAGUUUGUUUUAAUUUAACUUGCUGGUAUAGUUCUCAUUUUAAUCUAUGCUGGAUAUUGAGUUUGUUUUCACCCAAAGUGACAUCGCUGCAUUCCACAAUGUGCAGAUUUUCUUACAAAAUGAAUGUAUUGCCAUAUGACAUAGAGCAGGUUUUGCUAUGUGUUUUUUUUAAUACUUGCAGAAGUGUUGGGAGCUGAAUGUAUGUUGAAUCAUGUGAAGAACCAGUAUUUUGAAGAAUUUUGGAAAUAUUUGGAGCCAAGUGUUUUCUUUUUAACAAGGAAACUAUUUUCAGUUGAAGUGCUCAUCCUCUCAGCUGAUACUCUCAUUGCAGUGAUCCAACGUCAGAAUCGUUUUAGCUAUUUUUUUAAAAAUUAUUAUGAAUUUGAAGGACCACAGUGUUUUGCCUUUUGUAGUUAAUAUCAAUGGUUAAUAAGAAAUGUUGACAUCACAAUUGUAUUACCAAACUUGGUCAGUGGAUCAGUGAGACUGCUCAACAACAGGGGAAAUAAAUCCUGCAUUUGCUAUAACAAACCAAGAAUGACAGGUAGCUUGCUCGAGGUUGCAACAAACUAGGAAUGUGAAUGACAUUUAUAAACUGCUGAAGAAUUGUUCAUGUGGUUUAUAAUCUUUCCUGAAAUCUGUGUUGCAAUGUUUUCAAACAAUCUUUAAGUCCCUGUAUUAUACCUUUUUGGCUGGAAUGCUGGACGUGAGUGAUGAACAUUCAGGUGUGAGAACUUGCAUUGUAGUACACUCACUAACAUCUAAGAACCAGCUCAGAAUCUGCAGCAAGACUGAAACCAUUUUCCUUUUUUUUCAAACAAUUGGUUUUGCUCCAAGACACUACCUUGAUGAAGGGUGCUAUAUAAAUGCAGGUUGUUGUUGCUCAGCUAUGAUGAAAAUCUUGAUCGCAAUUGGUAGACUUAUCCAAUUAGCUUUUGGUCUCUGAAUUGCACAAGGAACCCCUGGUGCAUAAUAAAUAUCUUCCUUCAAUCUGCCAUUGCAGCCAUUCAAUGAUCAGUAGUUACUAUAAUAAUAAUAAUUCUUGCAUUGAUGGAGUGCCUAUCAAGACGUCUCAAAUCACUUCCCAGGAUAUACUGUAAAGUGAAUUGACUAUAUUUUGUGGGUGAAAUAUGGCAGACAAUUCCACACAGCAGUAUCAGUUGUGGAUUGAGUGAUCAUAUUUUCUUUUGAGGGAUAUUACCCCCAGAAAGCGAUCCUCCAAUCAACCAACAACCGAGUAUAAACUGCCAGUAUAAUCCCUUCAAAAAUAAACUGGGCAUUCAAUCCACAAUGUUUUUGGGACACUGCUGUGUGCAGUUGGCUGCUGCGUUUCACCCACAAAUAUACAGUCAAUUCACUUUACAAUAUAUACUGUAAAGUACUUUGAGACAAUUUGAAGACAUGAUAAGGUGCGAUAGCAAAUGCAAGGAUUAUUAUUACAUUUUGCUAUUGAAGUUGCCUAUAAUGAGUAUGGCUGAUUUUUGUUACCUCAACCACAGUGGAUCCUCCUAGCUGUCAUUUAUUGUAGCAUCUUAUUAGUUUGUUUUCUGUCCAUCUUUUCUUAAAUACAUUGCAUUGAUUUUGUAAUUGGA